This is a messenger RNA of Phycodurus eques (leafy seadragon), 493 nucleotides long. It is a transcript of the gene rpl28, whose product is annotated as ribosomal protein L28. Gene Ontology annotation, biological process: translation. The transcript is spliced from 5 exons. Gene Ontology annotation, molecular function: structural constituent of ribosome. Gene Ontology annotation, cellular component: cytosolic large ribosomal subunit; ribosome. The record is from RefSeq and is a predicted model, not a curated record. Lineage: Eukaryota; Metazoa; Chordata; Actinopteri; Syngnathiformes; Syngnathidae. Bases 33 to 446 code for a protein of 137 amino acids.
UCUGCUCCUUUUCUUCUGCUAAAAGGUUCAUCAUGUCGUCCCACUUGCAGUGGAUGGUGAUCAGGAACUGCUCCAGCUUCCUCCUCAAGAGGAACGGACAGACCUACAGCACUGAGCCCAACAACCUGAAGGCCAGGAACUCGUUCCGCUUCAACGGCCUGGUGCACAAGAAGACGGUGGGCGUGCAGCCGGCGGCUGACGGCAAAGGAGUGGUCGUCGUGCUCAAGAAGCGUGCAGGUCAGAACAAGCCAGCCACUUCUUACAACAAGAUCACCAUCAACAAGAACUCCCGCGCCACUCUCAACAGCCUGAGGCACAUCAUUCGCAAGAACAACUAUAGGAAGGACCUGUGCAUGGCCUCCCUGCGCCGUGCCAGCGCCAUCCUGAAGAGCCAGAAGCCCGUAGUGGUCAAGAAGAAGCGCACCAGGGCUGCCAAGACCGCAUAAAUGCAGAGCCGGUAUAAUUCAAAAUAAAAGCUUUUUGUUUGGAAAAA